AUGUGCCUUACUUCAUGUAAGAAAUUAAGGAAAGCUAGGGACAAGAUUCCCUUUAGUCAAAUCCCAACCGUCUCAAAAGAAAUUAAGGAAGUUAGCAAGUAUCUGCAAGUGAAUUUGCUCCUCGUGAUGGAAUUCUUCUCACCAUUCACGACAAAUCCAGUGACAAAGAAGCAGACAAGAUCAUGCUCCGUUUGGGUACGAGGAAAAUCGAAAAAUGGAGAGAAUAGCAGUCAGUCAGGCUUCUUCAUCGUAUCCAAUAAUGCCCCGUCUCCUCUAGUUGGCCUGCCUGAAUUCUCUCACUUGGGUUGGGGCCACUGGUUUACAUUGAGGGACCUUGAGGUGGCAGUGGGAAAGAAAAAAAUAGAGGGAGAAGAAGAGGACAGGGAGAAGAGAUGGAGAGCAAAGGGUGGAGAGCGAGGGGAGAGGGGGAGAGAGACGAAGUAA
Prunus armeniaca (apricot) is the source of this 444-nucleotide messenger RNA. NCBI's taxonomy places the organism in Eukaryota, Viridiplantae, Streptophyta, Magnoliopsida, Rosales, Rosaceae. The record is from the annotation of a GenBank genome assembly.